Messenger RNA from Trichobilharzia regenti, 1979 nucleotides. NCBI's taxonomy places the organism in Eukaryota, Metazoa, Platyhelminthes, Trematoda, Strigeidida, Schistosomatidae. The record is from the annotation of a GenBank genome assembly.
AGACCCCUGUGCGACUUGUUCCAACACUCAAUGGAUUCGGGGACCCUGCCAAGGGAGUGGAAAAGAGCCAUCCUUUCUCCAAUCUUCAAGGGUGGGGACAGGCAAAACGCUGCUAGCUAUAGACCAGUAGCUCUACUCCCAGUGGUAUCAAAAGUACUGGAAAGUAUUAUUGACGACCACAUCAGGGAAUAUUUCGAUAGGACUAAUAUACUGCAUGAAGCCCAACAUGGUUUCAGAAAAGGCAGAUCCUGCGUCACUAACCUACUGUCAGCUUGGGACGACUGGACAUCAUGCUGGGACUUGAACGUACCAGUCCAUGUGGUCUUCCUAGACUUUGAGAAGGCAUUUGACACUGUUCACCAUGACCUUCUCCUACAUAAAAUAAGCCAGGCAGGCAUAGGUGAGCCACUUCUGUCAUGGUUGAAGGACUACCUAGCCGACAGGCAAUUUUGCACUAAGGUUAACCGAGUCCGAUCAUCUUGGCACAGAUCGUCAUCAGGAGUGUCGCAGGGUUCUAUCCUAGGACCACUGAUGUUUUUGAUUUUCAUCAAUGAUCUACCACGCCGUCUGAGCUGCCCGACUCUCCUGUACGCUGACGACGUAAAAAUAUGGAGGGCGAUAAAGUGUCCGGAGGACUCAGAUAGGCUACAGGAAGACCUAAACCUUCUGGAAGAUUGGGCGGUGGCCAGUGGCAUGACUUUCAACUUGAAAAAGUGCAAAGUAGUGAAGUUGCGCACCUGUAGACUGCAGAAUGCAAGUUACACCCUGUGCAAUGAAAGCUUGUCCUGCACAACGUCGGAACGCGACUUAGGUCUAGUUCUAACGGAAAAAAUGGACACAAGCGUAAAUUACACAGGGGAUGUAGCGAGGGCAUAUGCGGUCAUACACUUUACGCAUAGACAGUUAGGUGCACUCACUCCUGAGCUCUUUCUAAUGUUGUACAAAACAUACGUCAGGCCACACCUUGAGGUGCAUAAUAUUAUUGCACCCCCAAUGCUGAGAAGAGAUGCCAACCUCUUGGAAAGAGUCCAACGACGGGCAACAAAAGGAGUGGUUGGUCUCCGAAACAAACCAUAUGAUGAGAGGCUGAAGAAAUUAGGCCUGUUCACACUUAGUUACCGUCGGCUUAGGGGGGAUUUGAUUACUGCCUACAAAAUAACAAAUGACCAGAAUCACCCAAACAAAGGUGUUCUGCCAUUGAGUAGGUAUAGGCUUCCACGUGGAAAUCCCAGAAGGAUAGCUCACCAGAGGGCAAGGACCCGGGUGCGCUCCCACUUCUUUUCACUGCGGGUUUGUCGUCCCUGGAAUUCCUUACCGGCAGAUGUAGCUAUGGCACCGUCUUUGGACGCCUUUAAGCGAAGGCUGGACAACCAUGCAGCGAUACAAGGACUGCAUCCAAAUGGCCUAUCUCCUUAAAAUCGCAUUUACCAAUCAGGGUAGAUAAUUAAACUCGUCAUUUUACUUCUUUACAUUCUCUCCCGUCUUACUCUCCUGACAACUUAUUAAUAUUAUAAUUACUAUUAUUAUUAUUACUAUUAACGAUAUAUAUAUUAUUCUUCAAACUUCAUGAGCUGACUGUUGUUACGUUUCCUAUUUUCGUUUCUGUCUCUUAGUCUGAAUAGCUUCACUAAUUAUAUCUAUUAUUAUUAUUAUUACUAUUAUUAUUAUUAUUACUAUCUCUUUUCUCUUGUCGACAAUACCGAAGGACUAACUGGCGAAAGGAUCAACUCCAAUCACAGUAGUAACAGUCUUAACAUACCUCAUACUACAAACCACAUAUAAUUAAUCCCAGCACUACUCCCUUUGGAGUCAACCAAAGCUACGACAGUCGAGUGGCGGGACAAGCUACGCAGAAGUUUACCGAAGAUCAAGAACCUAUACCUCACAAUCAAGAGGCGAGCACAAAGAAAUCAAAUUGGUUUAUACUAGCUCAUAUCCAGGUUUAUUGGCGCUGUAUAGGUAGUGAUUUGGAUUUUGAC